Messenger RNA from Candidula unifasciata, 468 nucleotides. NCBI's taxonomy places the organism in Eukaryota, Metazoa, Mollusca, Gastropoda, Stylommatophora, Geomitridae. The record is from the annotation of a GenBank genome assembly.
UAUGUCAUGGAAGAUGGUUUGGACCUCGGUGUCAGUACAAAUGCCGAUGUGUCAAUGGUAUGUGUUUAUUGAAUGGAGAGUGCUUAGGUGGGACCCCAUGCGAAGGUGGAUGGUUCGGUCCCACGUGUCAGUAUGCCUACCACACUGCAUUUCACCCAGCUGUUGUAGAUGGCAAUGACCGUACAUGUCUGGCUAGCAACGCCACACAGAUCACUGUUAAGCUGAACGAAUCCCAUUCCUUUACCUGGCUAAGGGUCUCAGUGACUGGUCAGGGAUCAGAUGGUCUCAGAUAUUUGUCGCUGUCCUUUUCGAGUCAGACGUCGACGACAGUUGCUUGUGCCGGCAUAAAGAAGCAGUUCGUGGGGAGCACAACCCUGGAUGUACACUGUGAUCUGUCCAGCUAUAUAGACAACGUGACCCUGCAUGGCACUUCAGCUGGUCAUCUCUGCUCUGUCUACAUCAGUGGAG